GUCAAGACAGCGCGUGAACGCGUAUGGUGGUGCUGAUGUGAGUUAUUCUGCCGCUCGAGAAAAUGUGUUGUUUGUAGCGGGAGAGCAUUCGAAGAUUUACCGGUAACAUUUACGUGAAUUCUUCUGCGGGGCAAAAAGGCAAAAAAUAACCUGAAUGAUGUGAAAUCUAUUAAAUAGCCGUGGGCACACGAGGGAAUAUCGAUGUAAAUAAUGCGUAAAUUGUUUUGUAGAUAGCGGGGAGUUGCCCGGUUUCCGCGUAUCCGUAGUGGUAACAGAUGCGGUGGCUAGCGUGUUAGAGGCUGUAGUGGUGUGUGAGCGUGUGAGGGCGAGUGUGUAGGCUAUCUGCUCCGUGUGGAGAAGGCAGCGGGGGCUUGAGAAGGCGGAUGCCGCAGACAUGCAGUCUGUCUCGCCGAAAGGUUAUCGGCAACUGGUGGCUGUUGAACCAAAGGAGUGCCAAAGAAGCCCUGGAACCCAGAUCCGUUGAUUGGAAUAUGUCAUCAACAGGAUCAGCGUCGGAAUCGCCGUCUCACUGAUCUGUCAAUCAAAUCACACACACUGGAAUCACACUCACUAGAAUUACAUGUGAGUGGCGCGCGGUGUUGGGCGGAUGUACGGGGUGAACCAUCGCCGGGAGACAUGGAAAAAAGGUCAACGCUUAUUUGAUUUCAGUUUUAUUAAAUAGACACAUCGAAUAAUCGACUGAAUGAUUUAUCGCUGGCCAAUUUUCGGGUUCUGGAAGGAAAGUUUUCAAUUGAGAUUAAUCAUUAAUAGUUACACCCAGUGCAGGGGUCGCAUCCCAUUUCCAUUAAUCGCGAUCAUCUAUACAUCCAUCAAUUAUCGUGCCUGCGAGUAGCCUUCCAUAGCCACUGAUAUCACCCGUCUUACGGCAACAAGGCUGUAGGACAGAAAGCGCCAAGCAACGAAUAUGAUGUGCGAGGUGAUGCCGACGAUCACCGAGGGGGAUUCGGGGGGUCCUCCCCGGGGUGGGGCUCAGAAUGGCUCGGACCCGGAAGCCAACUUCGAGCAGCUGAUGGUCAACAUGCUGGACGAGAGAGACAAGCUACUGGAGUCCCUGCGCGAGACCCAGGAGACACUCAUCCAAUCGCAGAGCAAGCUGCAGGGUGCGCUUCAUGAGAGGGACGUGCUCCAACGUCAGAUCAAUGCUGCGUUGCCUCAGGAGUUUGCCACUCUCACCAAGGAGCUGAACGUGUGUCGGGAGCAGCUGCUAGAGAAAGAAGAGGAGAUAUCUGAGCUGAAGGCCGAGAGGAACAACACCAGGCUGCUGUUGGAGCACCUGGAGUGCCUGGUGUCUCGUCACGAGCGCAGCCUGAGGAUGACAGUGGUCAAGAGACAGGCUCCUCCCCCUUCUGGGGUGUCCAGCGAGGUGGAGGUCCUCAAGGCCCUCAAGUCCCUGUUCGAACACCACAAAGCCCUGGAUGAGAAGGUGCGUGAGAGGCUUCGGGUAGCCCUCGACAGAGUCACCACACUGGAGGGACAGCUGUCAGCCACAACUCAGGAGCUGUCCAUUGUGAGGCAGAGGAAGGAGGGAGACUCACUGGACAGGAACGAUGCAUCCAAACCCAACUGGAAGAGGCUACCUAAUGGUUCCAUAGAUGCCCAUGAUGACAGCAGCCGGUCAGUGGAGCUACAGGAGCAUCUUGAUCGGACCAACCAGGAGCUGACUCAGAGCCGCGAGCGAUCAGCCACGCUCAGUACCCGCGUGGCAGAACUGGAGGCGGAGCUAGCCAACACCCGCCGAGAGCUGAGUCGCAGCGAGGAGCUGUCAAUCAAACAACAGAGGGAACAGAGGGAGGGGCUGGCUCAGAGGGAAGAUAUGGAGGAACGGAUCACAACAUUAGAAAAACGUUACCUGGCCGCUCAGAGGGAAACCACCCAUAUCCACGAUCUAAACGACAAGCUGGAGAACGAACUGGCUACUAAAGACUCUCUGUACCAACAGAGUGAGGAGAAGGUGCGCCAGCUCCAAGAGUUGUUGGAGUUGGCAGAGCAGAGACUGGCACAGACCAUGAGGAAGGCUGAGACACUACCAGAAGUGGAGGCAGAGUUGGCACAGAGGGUGGCAGCCCUCACCAAGGCUGAGGAGCGGCAUGGCAACGUGGAGGAGAGGCUGAGACAGCUAGAGUCACAACUGGAGGAGAAAAACCAGGAGCUGUGCAGGGCACGUCAGAGAGAGAAGAUGAAUGAAGAACAUAACAAGCGUUUGUCUGACACGGUGGACCGUCUGCUUACUGAGUCAAACGAAAGACUGCAGCUCCACCUUAAAGAACGCAUGGCCGCGCUGGAGGACAAGAACUCCCUGAUCCAGGAUCUGGAGAACUCCCAGAAACAACUUGAGGAGUUCCACCACACCAGGGAGCGUCUGAUUGGUGAGAUUGAGAAGCUGCGGAAUGAGAUUGACCAUCUGAAACGCCGGAGCGGAGUGUUUGGAGAUGGAUCACACCCACGGUCUCACAUGGGCAGUGCCAGUGACCUGCGUUUUUCCGUCGUGGAGGGGCAGGACGGGCACUACAGCUCGGCUGUCAUCAGACGGGCACAGAAGGGGCGUCUGGCAGCUCUGAGGGAUGAACCUACCAAGGUGUGUGCUGUGUUUGAGCAGGACUACCCGUCUCUACGCGGAAGCGUCAGUCACCUCCUGUGCAAUGAUAUAGAGGUGGAGUCAGACUUAGAUGAUGACGUUAGCUCCGCCCUCCUGUCACCCAGCGGCCAAUCAGAUGCACAGACUCUUGCUCUGAUGCUGCAGGAACAGCUGGAUGCCAUCAAUGAGGAAAUCAGGAUGAUCCAGGUAGAGAGGGAGUCAGCUGACCUCAGGGCUGAUGAGAUAGAGUCACGUGUGAACAGUGGCAGCAUGGACGGGCUUAAUGUUACACUCCGCCCCCGGGCCAUGCCCACUUCAGCCACUGCCCAAUCACUGGCCUCUUCCUCGUCCCCGCCCAACAGUGGACGUUCCACCCCCAAACACCACGCCCACAAUGCCAGCCACCAGCUGGGCAUCAUGACCCUGCCUAGCGACUUAAGGAAACACCGCAGGAAAAUAGCAUCUCCAGUGGAGGCUCGUGAGGAUAAGGCUACUAUCAAGUGUGAGACGUCUCCCCCCUCCUCCCCCCGGAGCCUGAGACUGGAGACCAACUUCGCACAGCUUACUGGCAGUCUGGAGGACGGACGAGGGGGUAAAGCAAAGAAGGGCAUCAAGUCGUCUAUAGGACGCCUGUUUGGGAAGAGCAAGGAGAAGGGCAGGAUGGAGGGAGGAGGAACACUGGGGAGAGAACCUCUACCUGCCCUGAUGCCAGGAGUAGAAUUUGACAUGAGUAUCGGAGACACCAUGACUCUGGGCAAGCUAGGAACUCAGGCUGAGAGAGACCGCAGGAUGAAGAAGAAACAUGAGCUCCUGGAGGAGGCCCGGAGGAGAGGUCUGCCGUUCGCCCAGUGGGAUGGACCCACCGUGGUUUCCUGGCUAGAGCUGUGGGUUGGCAUGCCCGCCUGGUACGUGGCAGCGUGCCGUGCCAACGUGAAGAGCGGUGCCAUCAUGUCUGCCCUGUCGGACACGGAGAUCCAGAGGGAGAUUGGCAUCAGCAACCCCCUCCACCGCCUCAAACUACGGCUGGCCAUCCAGGAGAUGGUGUCCCUCACCAGCCCCUCAGCCCCACUCACCUCUAGAACGUCCUCUGGAAAUGUGUGGUUGACUCAUGAAGAGAUGGAGAACCUGGCUUCCUCCACUAAAGCGGAGAAUGAGGAGGGAAGCUGGGCACAGACUCUGGCCUAUGGGGACAUGAACCACGAGUGGAUCGGUAACGAGUGGCUGCCCAGCCUGGGCCUCCCCCAGUACCGCUCCUACUUCAUGGAGUGUCUGGUGGACGCCCGCAUGCUGGACCACCUCACCAAGAAAGACCUCCGCACACACCUCAAGAUGGUGGACAGCUUCCACAGGGCCAGUCUGCAGUAUGGGGUCAUGUGCCUGAAGAGACUGAACUACGACAGAAAAGACCUGGAGCGCCGCAGAGAGGAGAGCAUGCAUGACAUGAAAGAUGCAUUAGUGUGGACCAAUGAGCAGGUGAUCCACUGGGUUCAGAGUAUCGGUCUGAAGGACUACAGUACCAACCUGAUGGAGAGUGGAGUCCAUGGGGCUCUCAUCGCUUUGGAUGAGACCUUCGACUACAGUAGCCUGGCCCUCAUACUGCAGAUACCCAUGCAGAACACACAGGCUCGGCAGGUUCUAGAGAGAGAGUUCAACAACGUCCUGGCCCUUGGCACAGACCGCAGAUUGGAAGAGAGUGGAGAUGACAAGACCUUCCGGCGCUCUCCGUCGUGGCGUAAGCGUUUCCGAGCGCGUGAGGGAGGUGGAGGAAUGGGAAUGAUGGCCGGCUCCAUGGAAACACUGCCCGCUGGGUUCCGUAUGCCCUCUAUGUCCAUGCCCCCAUCUAUGGCACUGGGACCCAAGAAACAGCUGCAACCAGAAGCUCCUCCCCUGGCGCCACAGAGACUCGACCCCUCUGCUGUACGGACGUACUCAUGCUAACUCCAAUCUUACUAACAGGAGCUAGCACUAACAGUGCAUUCUCAUUACUUGUAUGGACACAUGCUUGCGGCCUUUCGAGAGUGACAUGCCAAAUUUGGGAGAGAUCUGGAUUGUUAAAGGACCUGAAUCCAGCUUCACCUCUCACCCUCUCCCUGGGACAUGUGCAAUAUGGAGGUGACCUCUGACCCUUUGACCUUUGAACUCUGAGCGUGCUAAUUGGCCACACUCGCUGCUGUAAAGGAGACUCAGCCCAGUCUCUAUUCCCUGUGACCCCAGUACCCCCAGUAGCCUUGUUGUUGUGGUGAUGUGCUCCCUGUCCUGGUCUGGUCCCAGUUCUAAAUAUGUGGGCUCAACUCCUGGGCGUUUUAAUGACAAAUCUGACCUACACCGUCACCCCCUCUCGGUUAUGCAAGGUACUAAUCAUUUAUCGUCUCGCUUUGUACAUAAAAUGGAUGACAUAUGUUUUUUAUAGAAGUAUACAUAAAUAUAUAUAUAUAUAUAUUGGAAUUAUAUAUGGAGAAUAUUAUAAUAUUAUUGCUGUACGAAACCCAAUGCCCUGUAUUCGGUGGUGACUGUUCUCUGUGUGUUGGACCUCUGUGUGUCUUAUAUGCUGUCAGUGUCUGAAACGCCAGUUAUAUUAGCUAGGAGCUCACUACGCAGGGCUGUUGUUCCUGUAUGUGAAUACUGUUACCAGGGCUCAGCCACAGACCAGAGGUUCAGACCAUAACAAGUCUGUUACCUUUCCUGCCUUUUAUCCCCUCCUUUCCUUACUGUCCUAUCUACGUUCCUCCUUCCCUUGUUUCCGCCUUUUCUUCCCUUAUAAGACACUAUGUAGCUUCCAUGAGUAUGUGUUCUUGUAGAGAGGAGAGGCUGCCGUAGGCUAUGAGCAGUGUGUGUGUGUAGAUGAAAGAAAUAGACUUCUAUGUCUCAGACUUGAAGGAAACAGUGUUCUUCUGAAAGCCAAACCCCAGACUAAUGGAUGGACUGUGUCAUUUUUCACUGGAUGAUGUCUGUAUGUCUCUGAGUGAUUCUCUGUACUUCAAAUCAAACUGUAAAUUGCUGCUGGGCAUCAGCCAACUUGAAAUCCUCAAAAACAGGUCACCUGACAGAGACGGUGAGAACGCCAUAUAUGGACUGUUCCCCCUUGCCCCUUCUUUUCCUGUCCAGUUGCCAUGGGGAUGUGAUAGCGGCCAAUGAUGCUGUCUAACCACUAACGAGUGUUGUGUAUGUGACCUCUCUGCCAAUGACAGAGCUCUACCAGUGAACCAGUGAAGUAUCCCAUGGGUGUUUUCCUUCAUUUCCUUCUUUUUACAGCUGAUGUUUAAAGGUGUGUAAAGGUGUAAUGUGCUACUGUGGCAGCUAUGAGUACUGUAUGUGUAUUUAUUCCAGGUGUGAAACGAUGCUGACAAAUCAAGAUUUUAUUAUUUGGCUAUUUAAAAGGUGUAUUGUAUUUAUGACACUAUAUACAUAAGUAAAACUGUUUUUUUUUAAGAUAAA
Molecule: messenger RNA, 6031 nt
Organism: Esox lucius (northern pike)
Lineage: Eukaryota; Metazoa; Chordata; Actinopteri; Esociformes; Esocidae
Gene: ppfia4
Product: PTPRF interacting protein alpha 4
Exons: 30
Coding region: 926-4534 (1202 amino acids)
Biological process (GO): synapse organization
Cellular component (GO): presynaptic active zone
Molecular function (GO): protein binding
Source: RefSeq, a predicted model, not a curated record